Molecule: messenger RNA, 11152 nt
Organism: Ictalurus punctatus (channel catfish)
Lineage: Eukaryota; Metazoa; Chordata; Actinopteri; Siluriformes; Ictaluridae
Gene: c3h10orf71
Exons: 2
Coding region: 630-10052 (3140 amino acids)
Biological process (GO): positive regulation of calcineurin-NFAT signaling cascade
Cellular component (GO): Z disc
Source: RefSeq, a predicted model, not a curated record
CACCACAACAACUUCAACAAGAGGAUAUUUAUUUUGAUCCUAACAUUAUCGCCACUUCAAUGAGUUUACAAUUUUUAAAAGCCAAAAUGAGGUAAAACUGAAAAGGUUUGAGCAUGACACUGAGCUGAGAAGCAUGUUUAUUUCAUUACUUUGUCACUUGACACCAAAUGGUCAGCCUUCAGCCUGUGUUACUCACUCAGCUCGGGGGACUCGCUCUCUGAAGUCACUGCUAUUUCAGUGUAUUUUCUACCACUGUACCUUGGCUACAGCCAUGCCUCUAUUAGAGCAGGGGUCUUAAUCGUAAGUUUGCUUUGCUUCUCUUUUUUGUUUUCUUUCAGGACUGAACCAUAAAAAAGUGUUGCUAUAAUGUGAAGUGCUAGAUUUUAACAGAAAGCCAUUCCAGCAAAACUGUGGAAUCUCAGUAUGACCUGGAUUUUUGCUGAUUGUAUUCUAGUCUAGAAGAAUUGGAAACAAUUUAACUACAGCAUGGAAUCCAAGGCCAAACGGAAAGAGGCUCAACCUCUUCACCUUUUGGAAGGUGGACUGUUUAAAAGCAAGACUACAUAAGUAGGCAAUCUGAGAGACCGAUAGAAGCAACUGUGUCCGGCUCAUGUGAGCAAGUAUUUGAAAUGAGCUCUCUGGAAAAGCGCCAAGCAAAUCGGCGGGGAAGCACACAUGGCCCUCGCAAGUUCUCUAAUGGCAUCAGUGACACAUCGAGUGUGGGAAGCUUCAUGGAUGAAACAGACAGGGAGGUAAGCAGCCUCACUGAUCGAGCCUUCAGGAGCUUGUGUAUUGGAGAAGAUGCCAUCUACAAUGAUUUGGAGGUUUCCUCCCCUGCUGAUCUGCACAAAGCCUGUGCUCAAGAAAGCCUGCAAAAUAAAGAUUUAAGGACAACCUGCUGUGGCAUACAGUAUGAGGAGGCAGAGAAAAAAAACGAGGUGGCCUCAACAUUCCAGCAUUCCUUUGUGGACGUAGCACAAGAGCAUAUUCUCAGAGAUGAGACUUUGUCUUAUAAAAGCAAUGGCUCUAUGGAAGCGAUGUGGCAACAGAAGAGAAGCACUUCCAGAGCAGACAAAUCAGCUCUGCUAAGUAUUGAGAGAGAACUGUCCGAGUUCUCUUUUGGUUACCAUUCGAAUUUUAAGUCAGGCCCAUCACAGUCUUAUGGAAAUCAUUUUCAUGCAGUGGGACGGGUGAACACAGCAACAUCCUCAAAAACAAAGCUCAAGGCUCUAAACACCACUAACUUUUUCUUCCACAGUGAAUUCAGUCCUUUCCAGUUGUGGAAGGAUUAUAACAGGUUCCCUUUUGAAAGGGUGGAACCAACAGGGUUGGUGUCAGCCACUGAAUUUCCUAGGUGGUAUGAUUCUCCACUCUACAAAGAACUCACAGCUACACACAGGAUUUCAAAUGCUGCAGGAGAAGGCAGGCAGUUUACACAAAGAAAAUUUGAGAAUGUUGCUGCCUCUCAGCGCUCUAGAUCCACUGUAAUCCAAAAAGCCUCAGCCAUAGAGAAGAGAUGUGAAUCUGAAAUGCUAUCGAACUGCCCCCCAUGGAAAAAUAAUAACUUUGUGAGAAACAAACUGUCAAGCAACAGGCCCUCCACAGUCUCACCAUCCAAUGAGAAAGUACACAGGCCGGAUUCUAGCCUGCUUUAUCAUAAUAGACAUACAUAUGAAAUUCAACACAAAGUAGGGAAAGUGGGCAGCAGUGAAAUGUCCAAUAGAACGACUCCAUUCAACAUUACUCAACUUCUGACACCUGUAAUUCCUGGAAGGCAGGAAACAGAAACAUCAGAGAUUCUGCAAUUUGCACAUACUCCCUUGAUUUCUGAGUGUGACAGUGACCUGAAACCACAGUCUGAUGCAAAACAACUGCGUGAUAGCUACAAAUCCAAAGCAUCAAGUCUACUGUUCAACCUUAAAGACAACAGAAAACGAGUCAAGAGCACGUACAGUCCUACAAAAUUUAAAGGUUUAGAGAUAUCAGAUCGGAAUAAACAACCAUCAAAGCUAGAAGGUCGUGAAUCCAGACUUUCAGAAGCAUCAGGAUCAAAAGUGUCCAUUCAGGAGCAUUCUACAGCUCUUGGCACUUGGGAACUUUGUAACUCGGUUCAACCAAAUUAUGAGCUUUCCUUAUUCCAAACUGCAGAACACAAACAGCAUGCUGAUAAAUCACAUAACAAUAUAAACUUAAUGUCUCAGUAUGGCACUACAAACUGUAAUAUCCCUUAUUUAGGCUCACAGAACAACCAUCAUGAUCAUCUUACUAACAGAGAACGUGAGCAUUAUGAGUUAUCAACAAAUUCAGGACUUGGUAAUAGUGGUGGGAGCCCAGUGGGUCACAUUAAUCAUGGUACAACUUUCUAUAGGAGAGAUGCAGAUGCAGGCCAUCAGAACUUUGUGAGAAACCCAAGUUCUGGAUAUAUCAAUAACCAGAUGACUGAAGAAAACUGUUCUUGGAAAAGAACAGGACCUGUAAAUAUGGUGACCAAGGAAAUGAUUAAUAAUAAUGUGAUAAAAGAUGAGCUGCCAUAUAAGGGAGAAAUAGCUGCAUUGAUAGAAAUGGACAAACAGAGGAAAGCCACCGAUAAACAAUAUUUACCUUCAGCCAAUGAGGGCUACACUAUGAGAAAAGAGAUGUGCAUAAAUAAAGUGAAUGAGAAUGUAAAUGGGAGUUGGCUUCCAAAAGACAAACAGAUUCAGGACACAAAAAGCUCUUUCCAGACAUAUGCUAAUAAACAUUUCUCAAACAAUCAUACAAAUACAUCUGCAAUAUCUCAAAAUUUGUAUGAAUUUCAACAUAAUGGUCUGCAGAAAAAGCAAUCUCCUCAUAAAGAGGUAAACCUGACAAGGGGAUCAGAAAUUACAAGACAUGAAAAAGCUGAAUUAUGUCUUCCGAGACACAUGAGACAUGCUACAAGUGAUAGAGAGACUGAAAAAGAUUAUAGUCAGAGAACACAAUUUUUGCAAUCAAUGGAGGAGAAAUAUCGAUAUAAUGAAGAAUCUGAUGCUUAUCAGCCAUACAAGUACGAGUCAAACAAACAGUGGCACAUUGCAACAACUGAAAACAGACACAACAAAGGUGAAGAGUGCAUGUCAAGACAAGUGCAGCAAUCUGAAAUGAAAGUAGAACAACCAGGUGAAUCAAAUUAUAUACACUCCUUAUCAAGGACAUCUUGUAUUCAGCAGCAAAGCACAGCAUAUUCAGCAAGAACAAGCCAAAGAAAUUUGAUAACAGAGGACAGAGCCAAAACUGAACAACACAAGCCAACCUAUUCUAUUGACCCCAGUCAGAUAUAUCACAAGCAGGGCGAUAUGAAUACAGACCUUAACAUACUAAAUACUCAAAGAACUUGGCAAAAUAACAACAAUCAACAAACAAGAGGGGACAGAUUUAACAUUAAUGACAUUCUUUCUGUCAGAGACAAUGAACAAGCAAAAAGAGUCAGAGAAAAUAAACACAGUUUAAAUGGCAGAGUUGGUGACCCAAAUAAAUUAGAACAUCUAACUUCUCCAGUCACAGCUGAUGAAGCAGAGGACUUAGAAGGUAAAACAGAACCAUCUAAAGUUCAGUCACAGUUACAGCAAGAUGGAAAUUCCCAUUGCAAACAUGAAAAUACAAAUGUAUCAUACGGCUAUGUCAGAAACGAGUCACAUAUUGCAAAUGACGUGAAAGAGAGGACAGGAAAAGACAUAUUUAUAAGUAACGAGAAUGAUAAAAUUACACUAAGAGCGCUUUCAUACAAAGAAAAAGGACAAACCAAACAAGAGAUACUCACCUCAAAAUUAAAAGCACAUGCUCAGAAGGAGAUAUCGGCAAUUAAAGAAAAAGGCCUUGCUAAACAUGCUAUUCCAUCAAGAAAUCCAGUAAAGCCAAGUAUAGCUGUAAGCAAUGAAAAGGGACAAAUAAACCAGGAAAUUCUGUCACUGAAGAAAGAAAUUACUGCAGAAAAACUUAAUCAUAUUUUUCAGAACAUUACUUAUUCAGGUGUUCCCUUAUACAAAGAACAAAGAAAUCAAGGCAAGGAUGAGCCAAAAUAUGAAUCUCUUACAGCAGAAAAAGUGGAAUUACCUACAAGAGACAUGGGCUCUGAGAUAAACAAAGUUGCUACAGAGAAAGAAAGGACAAAGAUUCAAAUGAUAAAACCUCAAGAGGAAAAGUUUACAGAGGCAGACAAGAAAAACUAUGAAGUCCAGAAAUUUGUUAAAAAUGAUGUUCACCAGCCAAACAUGCAAUCCAGAGAAAAUCAACUUAGCAAACCUAGCAAAGACAAUGAGAAAGAGCGAUCUACAAAUGAUACAAUUCCAGCCAAAUGUUUCUCAAACUCUCCAACUCUCAAGGUUUUCAGUAAUGAGGAAUCUGUUGUCAAGAAGGAAGAUAAGACCUCAUCUAACCUGCUCACAACUUCAAAUAACACAAAGUACUUAACAUUUAAAGCGAAUGGCAAUGACAGUCCAAAAAAUGAGGUCUUGGUAAAAUCAGCAACUACCCAUCUUACACUGUACAACAUUUCAGGGGAAGCUAUAGCCCUUGAAUGCUCUGUUAACAAAGCAAAAGAACAGCUGUCAAAUGUUAACAUAGAUAAACCUACUGAUGAUAGUAAUACAGCUUCUCUUAAAUGCUUUGACUUGGCAGAAACAACCAAAGGAAAGAACAACACAAGCAAAGAAAAGCCUUUAAUACUACCAAAUGCAAGACAGCUUGAAAUUGAUACUAGGCAAGACAAAACUCCAACAGAUUGGAUGAAAGACAAAGUAACUGCGUUUGAGGUGUCAGCGGAAUUUACAGAACCCAAAACUACUUUUCCUUAUAAACAAAUGGCAAAUACUGAACAAGAAAGGGAAGAUCUUCAAAGUGGAGAUGGUGGAAUCAGUGAAAAUCAGACAGUGCUUUCUGAAAGUUCACCAAAGGCCAGUAAUCAAGAGUAUUGUAAGCCAAAUGCAGAACCCCAAGAAAAGGAAACGUGGCAAGCAAAACAAGCCAUGCAACCAGAGGCCUUCCAAACAUCUAAAACGAAUGAAGAUGUUUUUUUUCAGCAACCUCAGAAUACUGAUUUUGAUGCAUUGAAGACAUUGCAAAAUACACAUGCUAACAAAGAAUUGCGAUAUCCAACAACUUUAAGAUUAAAUAAGGCAGUAAAUAUGCAACUUGAUUCUUCAGAGGAGAACAAAUAUUCUCUGCAGCAAGAACCAAAAACAAAGAAGCUGCACUUUGAAAACAGUGAAGUUCAAGAAUCAGUGUCUCAAUUAAAGUUAAAAAUUAGACAUAAAAACCAAAAUCAGCAAAUUAUAAGGGAUAAAGAAGUAACUGAAAACAACAAUCAACAACAAGACAGUGAACGAGCUCCAGACACUAAACAUCUUAACCAAAAGGCAAAGGAUUUCCAUGAACAUAUAGAAACUACACCAACAGAAAAUAAACAGUCCAAUAAUGACAUAAGAACAUAUAGCAGUAAUGGCUCAAAGUCCCCAGGCAUUGAGCAUUCAGAAGAGAAGCUUUCCAUGCCAAUAAUUACUAUAGACUGUAAAGAUCAACAUCUCAGUAGCCACCCUGCUCCAGACAAAACUGCUGACAUUACAAAUCCAGUAUCUGAAACCCAUGUCAUUCACAUUACUAGCAAGGAAGACAGUUCACCAAUGGAUGAGCCUGUAAUAUACAGUAUAUGUGUUUCAAGCACAGCAGAAGCUGUUUCAGAGGAUGAACCUAUAAUCUAUAGCAUUUCUGUAUCAGGCAUGUCUGAUGCUUCCAUGACAACUGGUCUAGAAAACCUAGAAAAAACUCCAAACCAGCUUUCAAUAGAGCAAGGAGAGAAAGAUGACAAAGAAACAAUCCGCAAUAAAAAUAAAGAAAGUGACUUCCUUGAAAGUAAAGAGGAUAGUAAAGAGGUAAAAUUGCUUUUAAAUAACAAUAUGGCAGAACAAGAAACUGUGGUAAGAAAAUAUGAUUCUCCUAUAAGCAAAGAUAAACUUGAUUAUUAUGGAUCAACAGAGCUGGACAAUAUUAGCUCAUCUUAUGAAAGUCUCUUGGCCAAAUAUGGGCUUUCUAAUGGAGAUACAAUUCAUGUGGAGACAGAUCAAAAAGAGCAGGAUAAAAAUCAAGGAGAUGAAAAGGAAGAAUCUACCCAUAAUACUUUACAAAAAAUACAGGAUAAUACGAUGGAUACUGACCAUAUGCCUGUUAAGAAAAUGUUGCCAUCAGCUGAUUUCACUAAAAAGCAUUCUCCAGGAUCCAGAAAACCAAAGUCUCCAGAAGCCUCCCCUAAACGUUUGAGAAAUGUUGAGGAAAACCUUGAGCAACAUGUUACUCACUCAGAGCAAGAGCAUCAGACAGCUAAUGGAGGAGGCACACAAAGAGCUGGUGGAAUUGUGUACUCUGAUAGAAACAUUAAACAGGAUGUUUUGGCAAAACAAAAAAUCCUUAUGUCAAAGGUUGUACCAGUUUGUGAAGACAUUGUGGAUACUCAGUUAGCAAAGCAAAUCGUGGCAAAUGGAAAUGUUCAACUGAAGGAAAACAAGCAAGUCAGACAGAAAGUACAAACAAUGGAGACAGGACUGAAAGAAAAUGACGAUGAUGUUGUUAGCAAAAGUACUGAGGUGGUACAAGUGAAAUGUGAGAAUGAUACACAACAUACAGCUGGAUUUAAUUCUGCUAAUAUCAUCAAUAAGUCACACAAUCACUCAUGUGAUGACUCACCACAACUCAGCUAUAAAAUCUCUACAAAUGAUUGUCAGAUCAUGAUUAAAACCCAAGACACAGGAGUAUAUUCGGUUCAGAACAGUGAGAAUGCAGUCAAUCAAGCACAUAAUACAAAAAGCCCCAUACUGCAAUACAGGACACAAGAAGAAUGUGCAAGUGAUACCCUCAAGCAAGUAAGCAAAGAAUGUCUUCAAACUGGAGAUAACAAGGCUUUACAAAACAAUAGAAAAGAGUUGGUCUGCAAAAGUGAAUACCCAGAACCUGAGCAAGUCAAAUUCAUGACAAGCAAUGAAGUAAAAAUCAAUAGGGUGAUUGUUUCACAGAAAGAAAUUUCAACCUUCACUAAUGAAGAGACCAAAGAGAGUGGCAAUGUUAAUCAGAAUCCAAUCAAACAUGCUUUUCCUUCUGGAAAGAGAGAUCAGCGUGUAUUUACAGGGGCAGAUGUUCUACUGGAAGAUAAAGAAGUGGAUAAAAAUGACAUAGAGAUCCAAAUAAAGGCAGAUACUGUAUGUACCAAAGGUGCUGUGCCACCUAAUAAUGUAAGUGCUCAAAAUGCAGUAUCUGCAAAAGUCACAGGAACAAAAGUAUCAUCUGCUCCGGGCGUGACAGAGGAUGACUUAGAAAGACUUGAAAAUGAGAAAUGGAAAAGGGAACCAGUACAAAAAGAGAGAGAAAUCAUAAAAGAUGAAAUCACGACAUUAAAUAAAGAGCCCAAGCCAGCAUCAUCUGUAAUUAAAGGUGACAAAGAUGCAGAAUGCGAAUCCAGUAAGAGACAUACAAAUCUAAAAGAGGCAAAAGCUCAGCCCCAAGACAAAAAGGAUGAUCACUUUGAGAAACUGAUUAUUGAUAAGACUAGAAAAAACAGUGGACAGAAAGAAAUCAAGGCUGUCAUUGGGGCAUUUAAAGAAAGUAGUGAUAUCAUUAGAUGGGAUAUAGAAGGCAGUGGAACGGUUUUAGGAGACAAACAUGAUCAAUUUAGUAAUGUGUACAAUCCUCAGAAAGAUGCUCUUCUAGAAAGAAAGGGAAAUACAUAUGAUGGAAAACAUAUGUAUGAGUCUAAUCAAAACAGUCAAUAUCAUGAUACAGUGCUUACAAGAAAAGAGGGAACCUUCACUAAGACUGAGGUUACACAGAGGGAGAGGAAAACGACUAGGCCAGAAAUAUCAGCUUUAGCUGACUAUGCAAGGCUGAGGGUUAUCUCAGCUGAAGAUGACACCAUUACUGAAAAGGAUUUACUUCAAAAAAUGAACACAUCUCAGAAGUAUAAUUUAUCUGCUGUGGAGCCACAGAAGGCAAAUUUCUCCAUGUCUGUGGGAGGUACAGAGCAAAAUAAACAGCUGUCUGUAAAUAAGAAAUCUGAGAAUUUGAAUGCAACAGCAAUGCCUUUACAAGUCCCGGAACGACAAACCUACAAAAUUACAGAUGAAAUACUUGCAGGACAUAAUCAGUGCUCACCCAGGAGUGAGAUCAUUGCUUAUCCAAAACCUGGAUCAUUGGCUAAAAGCUCAGAUGAUAGAUUAUUUGCUGUAAAAGAUACAGAAAGCACCAAAGAAAAGACAUUAACCAACCACAUGCAACCAAACACUAAAAAAUAUUUGACUGCACAAGACUAUGGAUAUUCAAGAAGCCAUGAAGUGUAUCAACCCCAAAAUCCUCGAGCUACUCAUCCUGUACAAAGACAGAUUGAGAGCAAAAAUGACUCCAAGCUAAAACAGCCAGUUAAUGCAAACAUGCUGGAAAGGAAGGUUUAUCCUCAAGUUAAAAAUUCCCAAUCUCUACCACAAGUGUCAAUCGAAACUGAACUUAAUAGUGCAAAUAGACAUGCAGAUAACCAAAUAAAGGAGGAAGUGAAAGAUGAAGAAACAACAGAGGAGCUACAAUACUACAUUGUCAAUACAAUGGAAAGUGAGACAAAACCUAAAAAUAAUCCCGAACCACUUUCGUUAAGCCACAAAAUUACUUCAAAUAAAGACUUCACUGAAAUUCAUGCCACAUCACCACGGUCCAACACUUCUUCUCCAGCCCUGGGGAAGUCCAUCAUGUUCAAAGUGAAAGAUAACACAGGCAAAACUUCCUCAGUUACUAAAACUGUUAGGCCACGCUUUCACAGAUCAUUCUCUGAGGAAUUCAGAAUUGGCUCCCCAGUUGACACCUGUUGUGGUUCAGAAAAAGACAAAGUUGAACAUGAUCAUGAGAAUGAUCCGAAAGAGUCUGCUAGCUCUCCAGUUUUGCAUGAGCAAUCAGUAACUUCACAUCGUGUUCCUAGAGCCAAAGAAAUCCAAGCUCGAAACAAAAUGUUGUCCCCAGGAUUCAUAGCACCAAAAGAACCAAGGAGCUACAACACAAAAAGCCACAUGAUUAAAGAGAAUGAAUCUCGAUCUCUCAUCAACACAGUGUCUGAGGAUGUGGAGAGACUAGCUUCUAGCUCAGUAGUAAUGACAGACAGUAGAGGUUUUUCCACUGAACAUAUUAGACAUGCCUAUACAAGGCCAGAAUCUUCCUGUUAUGAAAGACCAGAAUCAGCCUGCUAUGAUAGACCUGAAUCUGCCUGUAGUGAUAUAAGAGCAGCAUGUAAGCCACCUGCAGUUCCUCCUAAAACGGAGAAAGCCCUUCGUCGUGCUAAAAGGCUCACAACCAGGAGAGUCAAGAAGGUAGAGGACAGGAUGACGUCUGAUACUCCAGUACAACCUGAGACCAAGUUCACCCGAACUGUCUCCAGCUUGCCUGCUUCACCUAUGGUUCAAAUGUCAACACCUCAAUCAGUACAGGCCUCACCUCCAAUAUCACACUAUCAUGUUGAACCAAAUUAUGCUCCUCCUGCACCUAGCAUUGUGGCUCAUUCUUUCCCCAUGACCCAAAGAAAGCUCUUACAGGAUCCAAACUCUGGGCAAAUCUUUAUGGUGGACAUGCCAGUUCAGGUCAAGACGAAGACAUUUUUUGACCCUGAGACUGGAAAAUAUCUACAGCUCAAUGUGCGACAGAAGACCCAGAGCACCUUGUCACAGCCAGCAUCUGUGGAGGUGUUGGGUCACCCAUAUAUGUUGUACCCUGGGUUUCUGCCCAUGUCUAUUUCUGUCCCAUCCUUACCCUCCGUAAGGUCAACAUCCCAGAUGUCAGCACCAGCCACUCUCACAGAGGAGCCGAACCAGCUAAAAGCAAGUCAUGAACCAAGUGAUCAGGAGAUUUUCAAACCAGAACGUCACAGAAAUGUCCAACAGCACAAUGGACCCGUUUGUAAGACACGUGAACAAACUGGCAGAGAAAUUUUGCACACUGAAAAUGUCCGAAUGACUCCAAGACAAACACAUAUCAUAACAAUGAGUGAAUUAGAGGACUUUGCAGCGGAGAAUACCUGACUGGUGUACACAUGAAUAAAUGUAUAUUUGACUUUGUGAAUAAGAACUUAUUUAAGGAUUCAUUAAAUGCAAAAAAAUAUACCGUUUGAGAAUGAUUUUAUGGUUUGAUUUAUAAGCUGCAAUAUUCUUUGCAGUUGUGCUAUAAGAAAAGCAGUGCUAUUUAUUUUAUAAAGGAGAUAUGCAUUCCAUUUUAGAAGUAAUUUAUAAUCACAUGUAAAUUUCUCACAAUUCUCCCUAGUCUUAAAUGAGUCAUGUUCAUUCAAAGAGAAAAUUUAUAAUAUGACAGUGACAUUUUGGUAUUAACUAAUUGCUUACCAGGUAGUCUCGGUUGUUUUGCGUAGACACAUUGUACCACAAAAACAAAAUAAGACUUCUCUUUUUGAGGAAAAAGGAUGAAAACCAUAUAAUAUAUAGAAUUGAUUAAUAGUUUUUAACAUUUUCUCACAAUUUCAAGGUUUACAUUGCAAAAUUCAACAAUUCAACUUGUAUAGAAACCAUUGUGAAUGUUUAACCUUAGAAUCAUGAGUUUGUGGUUGUAGCUAUUUCUGACUGUAUUUGCAUGAAAUGCAACGAAUACUCCCUAGUUCAUUUGAAUUUCUAUGAACAUGAUUGGCUUAAGGCUUUAAAAUGUGAGAGUUUCUUUUAUACACUUACAUUUGACUGGAUUUCAGCAUAUGUCUGUUUUGUAAACUUCCUGCUAAUUGAAACCGAAGCUUCUUAAGAGAGGAUAUAUAAACUGAAUAAAAAUAAGAUUUGCUCAGUUAUUAUGGUUACACCAGACAUUGUGGUUACACAAUUUUCUACACAAUCAUGGUCCACAUUAUUGAUUAAAAUGCCAAUCCAUUUUUAUUUCAGAUUCCUAAGCAAUAAAUUGUCUUUUAAGUUGAAUGAUUCAUAGUGUUUUAGAGUUCAUUCAAUAAAAAGUACAUAGGAAUAAAAUAAUGUGAUGUCACUCAUAAUGGUCUAUUGCCAUAUAAUUGUGUUACUAUCACUAAAAAUAAGUCAUCUUUGUCAUUUUAUUGAAAAUUAUUUUUUCAAUGAAAAGUUUUAAAAGGUUUAUUUCUUGUAGUACCAAGUUAUUAAAAGGAAAAAAUAAUGAA